Messenger RNA from Elgaria multicarinata webbii, 5759 nucleotides. RefSeq names its product zinc finger CCCH-type containing 13 (gene ZC3H13). The transcript has 20 exons. The record is from RefSeq and is a predicted model, not a curated record. Gene Ontology annotation, molecular function: metal ion binding. The coding region runs from base 220 to 5043 and encodes 1607 amino acids. Lineage: Eukaryota; Metazoa; Chordata; Lepidosauria; Squamata; Anguidae.
GGCGGGAGGGCGUCGCGGUCGCGCUGCGGAGGCCGCGGCUGGCGUUGCGGUGGGAGCGAGCCGCGCUCCCCGCUUUCCUCCCCGUGCGGCGCGGCUCUUAGGCCCGGGAGGACGGACUCCCCCCUCGCCCUCUCCCCCCCUCUCCGCCCUGGGCGGCGGCGGAGGCGGCGGCGGGGAGGAGGAGGAGCAGGUCGGGUGAGGAGGGAACAGUAGUACAAAAUGUCAAAAAUUAGAAGGAAGGUCACAGUGGAAAAUACCAAGACCAUAUCUGAUAGCACAUCCAGAAGACCCAGUGUUUUUGAAAGACUUGGACCCAGCACUGGAAGUACUGCAGAGACUCAGUGCCGUAACUGGCUGAAGACUGGCAACUGCCUCUAUGGGAACACAUGUAGAUUCGUACAUGGCCCUUCACCACGAGGUAAAGGCUUUAGCAGCAGUUACAGAAGGUCACCAGAAAGGCCUACAGGGGAUCUUCGUGAAAGAAUGAAGAAUAAGCGUCAAGAUAUUGAAACUGAACCACAGAAACAUAAUACAGAAGAACAGUCUUCUCCUGUUAGGAAAGAGUCCUCCAGAGGGAGGCAUAGGGGGAAGGAAGAUAUUAAAAUUACCAAGGAGCGGACUCCAGAAAGUGAAGAAGAAAAUCCCGACUGGGAAACAAAUAGAGAAGAUUCUGAUAACGGUGAUGUUAACUAUGAUUAUGAUCAUGAACUUUCUUUGGAAAUGAAGCGCCAGAAGAUCCAGAGAGAGUUAAUGAAGCUUGAAGAAGAAAACAUGGAGAAAAGAGAAGAAAUAGUAAUCAAAAAGGAGAUUUCUCCAGAGAUGGUUGGAUCGAAGUUAUCAUCCUCACCCUCACCCAGAAAAUCUAGUAAAUCUCCAAAACUAAGAGCAAGCCCCAAAUCUUCCUCUUCUACCAAUAAGAGGGAAAAGAAGACUUCUGCAGUUUCUUCACCCCUCUUGGAGCAACAGAGGAGUUCAAAAAGCAACCACAAUAAAAAGAAAGGUCCUCGUACGCCUAGUCCACCCCCACCAAUGCAAGAAGAGACUGCACAAGGGAAAAAACAUAAGGAAAAACAUAAAGUCAAAGAGCGGUUAGAAGAGAAGCCAAGGGAAGUCAAAGAGAGAGGCCGUGACUUUGAAAGACAUAAUAAGGAGAAAAAGGAAAAGCAGAGAGAUCCCUCAGAAGGUUCCCAUAGACAGAGACGUUCGCCUAGUCCAGAAGAACAUUCUGGAAGUAAUUCUUCUCCUUCAAGAGAAUAUUCUCCUAGCACAAGAAGAAGGCAGCCAGCGUGGGCUCCAGCAAAAUCCAGCAGCCAUAAGCAUUCUUUUUCACCAUCUUGCAGGUCUGCUUCGCCACCAACUCAGCAUCAUUCUCCUGUAUCUUCAAGGCAUCACUCCUCUUCGUCUCAGUCAGGUUCUUCUAUUCAGAGACGCUCUCCUUCGCCCCGCCACAAAAGGACGCCUUCUCCCUCUUACAAACGGACAGCUUCCCCACCCGUAGGCCGUUCCUCCUCUCCUUACCCUCACCGAGCUUCCCCUUCCCCUCAACAAAAACAGACCCCGUCGCGACAUCGUUCACCGGUCAGGGAGAGAAGCCGGCAUGAUCGGGAGCGGAUUUCACAGUCACACGAUCGACGUCAGGAAAGGAGGGAUGAGACUAGAGGGAAAAGGGGGAGAGAGAGAGACACCAGAGAGGACCGUGACUAUGACCAAGAACAGAAUACCCCCAGAGAUCACAGGGAUGAUCGAGAAUCUCGGGAUGGGCGGGAUCGAAGGGAAACCAGAGACAACAGAGAACGCAGGGACCUAAGGGAAUCUCGGGACACUCGCGACUCACGGGACACCAGGGGCUGUAGCAGAGACAAUAAAGACAGUCGUGACCAGAGGGACCUGCGUUCUGCUCGAGACACCCAUGACUACAGAGACAGAGAGUGCCGGGACACCCAUAAAAAGGAAGAGCAAUAUUUGGAGGAAACACGUAGCUAUGGAAGGACCCAUGGCAGAGAAGAGAGUUCUCGUGCGGAAACCAGGACAGAUUCAAGAAGCGAAGCCAGGAACGAGUCCAGAACGUCUGGAAGAAGUAGAGGCAGAGGUCCUGAAUUAUCAGACAAAGGUAGUCGAGGUACAAGGGGCUCUCAGGUUGAGAGCCAUGCUAGCAAUAGCUACCAUGACAGCUGGGAAUCGCGGAGCAAUUACCCUGACAGGGAUCGCUAUGAGAACCGAGAACACGCGAGGGAUUCUUCCUUCGAAAGAAGACACGGGGAAAGGGAGAAGAGAGACAACCGAGAGAGGGAUCAGAGACCAAGCUCACCAAUACGACACCAAGGAAGAAACGAUGACCUUGAAAGAGAUGAAAGAUUAGACGAACGAAGGGUAGAUAGGGGUGAAGACAGAAGGGAUGAAAGACCCAGGGAGCGGGAGAGGGAGCGGGAGCGGGAAAGAGAAAGAGAAGCCGAACGCGAUCGUGCCCGUGAGCGAGAACGGGAGAGAGAGAGGGAUAAGGAUAGGGAACGAGAACGGGACCAUGACAGAGAGAGGGAACGAGAAAGAGAAAGAGAGAGGGAGAGAGAACGGGAAAGGGAACGGGAAAGAGAACGAGAGCGGGAACGGGAGCGAGGGAGAGAAAGAGAGAAAGAAAGGGAGCGCCAGAGAGAGUGGGAUGACAAAGAGAGAGGGAGAGAAGAACGCAGAGACAAGAGAGACGACGUCCGGGAAGAAAGGGCCACGAGGGAGAGCCGUGAUGAGAGGAAGUCAAAGAAACGGCACAGAAAUGAAAGUAGCCCCAGCCCUCGUAAGUCGCCCAAGCGUCGCCGUGAGCAUUCGCCUGAUAGUGAUGCUUACAACAGUGGAGAUGAUCAAAACGAAAAACGCAGAUUACUCAGUCAGGUUGUCCGACCUCAAGAAUCGCGCUCACUUAGUCCUACGCACCUUUCAGAAGACAAGCAGAGCCGAUGGAAAGAGAGCGACCGAAAGCCGGAGAGAAAGGACAGCUCCAGACAUUGCGAGGAAAGCGACUUCAAAGAGCGGGGUUCCUCUGGGGACAAGCCGCGAGAGCAGCGAGAGGGCAAUGAGAGCUCCAGGAGCAGCAGGGCCCAAGAGACUGUAAGUACUCGGGCGUCUGAAGAACGGGAGGCAGCUGACCACACGCACGAAGAUAAGAAAAAAGUGAAAGUGCAGAAGAAGACGGCAAAGAAAAAGAAAGACGAUGACGUUGGGUUAGAGCGCUACGUCAGUGAGCCCGCCCCGGAGAAGGCCCAGGUCUUCUCUCCGAAGAAAGUGCAGAAAAAGAAAAACACCGAUAAGAAGCGCAAGAGAUCGAAAGGAGAUUCCGAGGCUUCUGAUGAAGACGGCGGCCCGCACCAGAAAAAGAAAAAAGGCCCAAGGACUCCCCCUGUAACCACAAGGGAGGAAUUGGUGGAAGCUGUGCCCGAGAAACCUGUUUUAGUAGAGGUUGCCCCCAAAAGGGAGGACACAACGUUUAGUGAUUGGUCAGAUGAAGACGUCCCAGAACACAGAGAAACUAUUCUGGAAAGAGGCUCUGAGGAAUCCCAUAGAAAUAGCCGCCGCACAAGGACGGAACCUGUGGAAACUGUCCACGUUGUCGAAGAGCCCCCGCCCAUCAAACCUAUUGAACAGAAGCGCAGCAGUAGCCUUUGUAGCAAUCGAAGCCAGACCUCAAGUAGACUCCGGUCACCCUCCAAUGAUUCUGCACACCGGAGCGGAGACGACCAGACGGGUUUGAAAAAGAUCCUGCACAGCAGCUCUAGCGACAGAGAGAGAAGGUGUCUAGAAAUCUCCGGAGAGCGGAAAUCAAGAAUCGAUCAGUUAAAACGGGGGGUUCCCAGCCGCAGCACUUCCUCCGAUCGACAAGAUUCUAGAAGCCACAGUUCGAGGCGAAGUUCUCCUGAGUCAGAUCGCCAAGGCCAUUCCAGAUCUGGGUCCUUCGAUAGCCGGGAAAGAGCGCAAGACAGAGACAGACACGAUCAUGAUCGUGAACGGGACCGGGAUAGACGAGAGGGGAGGCAGAGAGAUUGGGACCGAGAUACUGCUAAAGACUGGUUGAGAAGCAGAGACCGGGACAGAAUUCGGGAACGAGACAGACAGCGGGAAAAACGAAGAGAUAUAGACCGUGAAAAAGAGAGGCCAGUUCCCGAGAACCCUGAAAGAGACAGAGGCCUCAAUACUUCCUCUCAAGCAGAGUUAUCCAAGCACAAUGAAGCAAAACCAGGCAAAGAGCAUCAGGAGUUUGAAGUAAUCUGCCUGGACUCUACCUCCCUAGAGAAGGAAAGGCUGGAUAAAGACUUGGGAUCUUUGCAAAGCUUUGACGACGGGAUCGAAGCUGAGAAAGUGGAAAACUUAGAAGGUGGAGGUGAUGAAGCCAAAAUAGAUGAUAUGCAAUCCAUGGGAUCUGGUGCAGGAGAAUAUGAGCCAAUCAGUGACGAUGAACUGGAUGAAAUUUUGGCAGGUGAUGCUGAAAAGAGGGAGGAUCAGCAGGAUGAGGAGAAGAUGCCAGAUCCUGUGGAUGUAAUCGAUGUGGACUGGUCAAGUCUUAUGCCGAAGCAGCCGAAAGAGCCACGAGAGCCCGGGGCUGCUCUUUUAAAAUUCACUCCAGGUGCUGUUAUGUUGAGAGUUGGCAUUUCUAAACAAUUGGCUGGCCCUCCACUCUUCAGCAAAAUUAAAGAAACGUGUCAGAGAACGUUGGAGAAACCGAAAGAUGCAGAGAACCUAUUUGAACAUGAAUUUGGGGCCCUGAACAUGGCUGCCCUACUGCGAAAGGAAGAGCGAGCUGGUCUGCUGUGUAAUCUUGGUCCUUGUUGUAAGGCCCUAUGCUUUCGGAGAGAUUCUGCAAUCCGCAAGCAGCUAGUGAAAAAUGAAAAGGGCACAACAAAACAAACCUACACAAAUCCUCCUGUGGUGGACAAUGAGUUGCUGCGGUUGAGCCUACGGUUGUUUAAACGCAAGACGAUGCGCCAAGGUCCUGGACAAGAAAAGACAGAGGGCGCUAAACUUUCACAACCAUAUAUUCCAGAAAUAUGCAUGUCCUGAGCCAGUGUCUCCUUGGCCACAAGCUUUGGUCUUUUCGCUGUUUGAAAAUCUUGAUGUUUCCAUCUUUGUUCCCUUUAAGUAUGACUUUGCUGGAAGAUGAAAAUACUCGUGUUUACAGAUUGGGCCAGUUUGGAUCCAACAAGAAGCGGGAACGAACAAGUGCGCUAGCGGACAUUGCCUGAACACUCCACUUGGCACUUCCUGCCUGUGGGAAACCUCGGUCGGUGGUUUGUUUAGUGCUUAUGUCUAUACUGGGAGCCGUGGCUUGUUGCUCUCCUAUAAAGCUGGAAUCAUAGGCUGACGUUUAUUCUUGGCUUAUUAUUCUGGUUUGUUAGAAGAGCAACAUCCCAGUUUGGACAUAACAUGAAAAAGCACAAACAGAGGUUAGGAAGAGCCAAUCCCGCUGGCUGGAGGAGCGAGGUGGGAGAGGGUGCCCCAGCCACGUGCAAGUUCCUGAUAAGCCAGAAUUCAGGCUUAUAAUGUCUGAACCAGCCCAUUGAGAGUGUUAUGUGGAGUUGGAGGGCUUACAACUCCAACAAGGAAAGUAAUUUGGUGUAAAAAAUCCAGAUACCAUUCUGUCUAGUUCACUGCAUGUUUUAUAACAUUGAAUUCUAACCACAGAUCUUAUUUAAUAACUCACUUGUAUGUAAGAGUUUGAAAAUGCCCAUUUUUGGAGACCUGUUUUAUCACCUGCCAUUAAAUUUUUAAGAAGAAAA